Molecule: messenger RNA, 447 nt
Organism: Morchella importuna
Lineage: Eukaryota; Fungi; Ascomycota; Pezizomycetes; Pezizales; Morchellaceae
Exons: 2
Coding region: 1-447 (148 amino acids)
Source: RefSeq, a predicted model, not a curated record
AUGUUCUACACCGCCCGCGCCCCUCUUCCCCCAGCCUACAAGAAGUUGCCUAACACCCCACUUUACAAACAGGUCGUCUCUAGUCAUGAAGCCACCGACAUCCCUAGUAACCAUCCUCCAACGUACGCUUACCUACAGAGAUACGUCUGGCUCGUGCCCGUGUACGGCACCACCGCCACCACCGCCGCAACCGACUUCGAGAUCGUGGUUCAAAAUACCCCCAACAAGGGCAAAGACAAUCUUGCUGAAGGUGACGGAGGAAAAGCCCGCUACCUGAUUGUAGGGAAAGAUCCGUUGGCACCCGAGAGGGUGACUCAUGUGGCGUUUCCGAAGACUAUUGAGAGUGUGAAGGGUGUCCCGGUUGGUUAUAGUGGUAUGACGAUCGAUAUUCAUAAUGGCAGGGGUGGCGACUUUUUGUAUCUGUGUUGGAAGUCGGAGGGAUUUUGA